CUGUCACAGGGCGGACUACGAUGACCAGAAUGCUUUCUAGAGCGUGGCUUGCGCAAGUCGCUGGCGUACAUUCCGCUUGUGCUCGCUCCCUCCUUCCCUUCCUUGACGCUGUGUUCGAGCUGCCCUAUCCUCACCGGUCUGAGAGAGCAGCUCCGCCCGCUGCCCAGGAAGCUGUAGGCUGAUGCUAAUGUACUUGGCAACAUUCAAGACAGGCACAGAAUUAUCAGCGGCUGCAUAACACGCCGUGGGAUGAACUUGUGUGAGGUUUAGAGGGGAGGUCGGCGGCCGUUAUAUCGCGUUACUCUUGUCCAAAGUGGAUUUUAAACCUGAGCGAUCUUUGCACGAUGUUACUCGUGUCUCAGAGAGUCGAGGCACCUCGCAUGGAGCAGCACAUCUCGCUGCAAGGAUCUAUAAAGAGAAAGUUGGAAAGCAGUGGAUCACCUGCCAAUCAUGACAAAAUCAGUGAACUUUCUGAUGGCGCAUUCUCAGGCGAGGUUAAGAGGAUCUGCCUGGAUGACGUCAGUCUUCCUAUGGGUCAGGGUGACACGUCCAGUGUCCUUCGUACAGAUGUGCACAACUCCUCGCUGCCGAUUGUCCACCGUGGCCAGGCCUUGCAGAAUUCUGCAUCCAUGGGGUCAUCUUUGGGCUGUGUAACUCCAGGUACCAGCACGGGACUCCUGGGUGGUAACCAAGCAAAUGGUGGUGACAUCAGCUCACAGUUUGCCGUGACGUCCAACGCAGAGAUGAAACCAAACGUCGGCGAUGGACACAACAUGUUUUAUGACUCCAAAGCAGCUAACAAUAUAACCAUGGACCCCGACUUGGUGGAUCUGUUGGAGGAAUUGACAAAUAUACCGAAUUCUCCAUUAAACGAACUUGACAUUUUGAGCACCAGGAGUGACCCCCUGAACCUGGGCCUCGUGCAGACAAGUCAGAGCACGACUCGGAAGUCAUCUCCGCAAGCUGCCUCGCACUUGGAGAACCCCAUACCCAACCGAGAAUUUUCUCCCAAUUACAAUCAGGCAUCUGGGGGUUCUCCUCAGAGGAGGCCACCCUCUGCUGGUGCGUCGUACCCGUUGUCAGCUCCGCCCAAUCCAAUGCCAUUGCCAAUGUCCUCGGCGUCUCAGAACCAGGGUCCAAGCCAGAGCCAGCCAUCGCUGCUGUCUGGGACCAAUGCCAAUCGAGUUGGAACCAAUUGGCAUGAGUUGUCGCACGCGCAGCAGCUGAAGAAGAUCGCAGCCAGCCAGCACCAGCGCUCUGUCUCGCAACAGUCUCACCCGCAGCAGGGGCAGACGGCAAACUGGCCUCCGGUUCCCUCCUCUGGACCUUCUCCGCCCUACCAACCGGAUAAGCUCCCCAGCCCCUCCCUGCACCAGCAGCCAUUUAGCCCCCCCAAUGCCAUCCUGCCCAGUAUUCCUCCCUCCAGCAACCCUGCCAGCUCAAUGCAGAGCUACCUGUACAAUAAGGUGCCCUCCAGCCAGCCUGCCCGCAUUGCCAUGUUGGCGCAACAGCAAGCCAGCCUGAGCCAGGGUCCUGUGAAUGAGAACAGCCUGCCAUCUGAGCAGCUUUCAUUCAGCAACACCAAGCCACUGUCGCAUUUUGACCCUGACCUUCCUGCACAGAAGAUGCCCUCGGUAGCUGGUGGACAGAGCCAGCCCGCCGUGGUGCAUUACAUGCACCAGGCUCCCACCACCGUGCAGCAACCUCCACAAUCUGGUUCCACUCAGCAGCUGCAGUUUCGUAACAAGUUUAGGAUGCAGCAUCUGAGACUGCAGAACAACAUUCAACAUUCGCAGGAUCCUAACCCCAGUAAUAAUUACAUAAAAGCCACAUCACACGCCUUCCUCAAGCACCAGCUUCUGAAGAAACAACAUAAUCUCCUCCAGCAGCAGCUCAUGGCUGACCAGGAAAAACAAAGGCAACAUGAGCAAUUAAAUGGUCACAUGAUCCGGGUGUCCCCUGAAUAUAAGGAGCAGAGGAGUGCAUUUGGAGUUCAGCAAUUAAAUCAGUUCCAAGCUGUGGCACAAUCUUUGCCGACAAACUCCGGGCAGCCUUUGCCAACACCACCGUCUGCCCACUGUGGUAUGCGACUCAAUCCCAGCCUUUUACAAGUGACGUCUCAGAACAACCUUGGGCCUGGGAUUCCUGCGGUGACUGCCAGUCAGGCUGACCGGACUAUGGGGAUGUACCCGAGUAAUCCUGGCAACCAGCAGAAUGUCUACAUACCACCAUCUGGCAUCAACAUGCCUCUCCGGCCAAGCCAGAGCGCUUUGGGAAUGAGAACAACCAGCCAGGCAGUGCCAAGCCAGGCCAUAAUCCGGCAAAGGACAGCAAUCUCGGGGUUUACUGGCUCUGUACCAAACCCUGCUGCGCCUCCCCAGCACGUAAGGCAAUCCAUAAACCAAGCGGGAGCCACUAUGCCCGUCCAAGGAAUUUCCAACGCGCUAGCCACUUCUGGCAUGGCUCCUCAAAUGUGGGCGCAGCAAAGGAUUCAAGGAAUGCAGAAUCAGACCAAAAUGGACGGUAGUAUGCAACAGUUCUCAAAUAACCCAUUGUUCCCCAAACAGAGCAUGAGGCCAAAUCUGCCCGUGCAUCCGUUUCCCCAUCAGACCAUCGCGCCACCAAACCAGAUAGCACCCGGUGGACAGAUGAAGCCACUGCAGCAACUGACCCCAGGCCAGACUGGACAAACCAUGGUCUCCAUGAGUGGCCCAUCUCCAAGACAUAAUCAGCAAAGGCUACCCUCGGCAGCUAUGGCCAGCAUGAAACCUGUACCACAAGGGAUUACCAGUAUGAGCCAGACUCAUCCAGUGCCAGGUCUCUCUGCAGCCAGCUAUGCAUCCAGUGGCCAGUCAACAGCAUCCUAUAACCGUAUGAACCCCACCACCGAGGUAUCUUCCUUUGACUUUCUUCAGCAUAACAACAGCAAUGCCUUGGGGGGAGCUCGUAAUGAGCCUGACUUCAUAGAGUCCAUAAUGAAGAGCAACAGCAGUAACGAUGACUGGAUAAACGACUUAACGCUCGAUGACUUUCUGGGGCAGCAUUCCUAAAGCCUGGCUGCUGGGUAUGAUUUACCUGACCUCCAGGCUGUUGUACAUAGAGAGCGCCCAUCUACACAUUGUGGCAUCGGACUGAAGAUUGUUGAGCAUGUGUGUAGGUGUGGACACUGUAACUUUCCAUUUACUAGCAGGUAUAGGUCACUGGAUGUACCUAGUGUACUGCCUGCAACACUGAAUUUUAAAGUGGCAAUACAUAAAUUAAUGUAUUUGUUCAAAAUAUUCUGUAAAUUAUGUUUUCCUAAUAAAUAUUGUAUGUCAGGAAGGAGUAAUUAUACUUGGUUGGAUCAUUUGUCAAUAAAAUACAGUAUAGGCGAAAUCAUUGUUUUUAUAUUAGCAAAUUUGUUUAUUUUUAUUUGGUAUAAAAUAUGCAGACUACAUUGUUCAAUCAGUAAUACUAUGUAUUACAACGUUAAAAUACAGGUUGUGUUUUUGACAUGACUUAGGCAGUGCAGUCUUGUGUUGUACAGGUGACUUAUUCCUGGUUUCAAGGAUCUUCAUUCACCAUCAGUCCCAUUUUGAUUUAAAUAAGUUACCACAGCGAGCAACCAACUGAUAGAAUGGCUGUCAAUAUGAAAUUGCUUUCUUUGUAAUCUGUCAGCCCAUGUUGACAGUCUGUACAUUUUGUAUGUGCAUUCUACCAAGAUAUUAUGAACUUCAUAAUGUAUUUUUUUUGCUGAAAAUUUUUGUGAUUUCAUGUUUUAUUCGUUAUAUGUAUUUUCUUUCCUGCCUUGAAUGUGUUUCUUUUAUUUUUAAUUUAAUACCAUCUUGGAGCACAAAUAGUAUGACAAGUUUUUGCUUCAUUAUCAUAAUAAACUUGCCUUGUGCCAAGACUGC
Messenger RNA from Pristis pectinata (smalltooth sawfish), 3893 nucleotides. RefSeq names its product mastermind-like protein 2. Gene Ontology annotation, cellular component: nuclear body. The record is from RefSeq and is a predicted model, not a curated record. Lineage: Eukaryota; Metazoa; Chordata; Chondrichthyes; Rhinopristiformes; Pristidae. The coding region runs from base 345 to 3050 and encodes 901 amino acids. The transcript is spliced from 5 exons. Gene Ontology annotation, biological process: regulation of transcription by RNA polymerase II.